Molecule: messenger RNA, 1253 nt
Organism: Malus domestica (apple)
Lineage: Eukaryota; Viridiplantae; Streptophyta; Magnoliopsida; Rosales; Rosaceae
Product: dof zinc finger protein DOF3.4-like
Biological process (GO): regulation of DNA-templated transcription
Molecular function (GO): DNA binding; DNA-binding transcription factor activity
Source: RefSeq, a predicted model, not a curated record
UCUCCUCUUCUGUAGCCGACUGAAAAUGUCGUGCUUAACAGAACACACUGUAAAAGCCUGUUCAGUCUGUUCUUCUCUUCAUAUAUGCCUCAGAAAUCCUGUUCCUUUCUCUCCUCUCUCUCUCUCUCCCUACCUCUCUCCCUCUCUCUCUCUCUCUCCCCUCCAUAAAAACCCCUUUACCCCCUCACAGCAAAAACCCAAAACCAAAAACUCACCCUCGCUCUAACUUUCUUCAACAUCCAAAUACCAAACACUUUUUUCACAACCCAAAACCAAAUACUCAAAAACCCAGCUCAACCGUUUGAUUCGAAAGACCCAAAUGCCGUCGGACUCCGGGGAUCAGCAGCAGAACAACAGCCAGAACCGGAGGACGGUGAAAGCCACCCAGGCCACGGGGGCCCCACCGCCGGAGCAAGAGCACCUGCCCUGCCCUCGCUGCGACUCCACCAACACCAAGUUCUGCUAUUACAACAACUACAACUUCUCCCAGCCCCGCCACUUUUGCAAGUCCUGCCGCCGCUACUGGACCCACGGGGGCACCCUCCGCGACAUCCCCGUCGGCGGCGGCACCCGCAAAAACGCCAAGCGUUCCCGCACCGCCGCCUCAGUCGCCACAACCACCACAACUUCUGACAACGACCCAAUUUCGGCCACCCCAUUUUUUCUCAACCCAGGUGUCGGAGCCGCCUUACAGUUGAGUGAUUUGAAGGGUAGCAUGGGAAAUGGAUGCGGCGGCGGUGGCGGCAGUGGCAGCUUCACUUCUCUGCUCAACACCCACGGGCCUGGUGGGUUUUUGGCUCUGGGCGGGUUCGGGCUUGGGCUGGCGGGUGGGUUUGAGGAGAUGGGCUUUGGGCUUGGGAGAGCGGUCUGGCCUUUUCCUGGGAUGGGAGGAGAUGGUGUUGCGGGUGGGGCCCACGGUGGGAUGAUGAACAUGUGGCAGCUCGAGAACGGAGAGGGUGGUGGGAUUGUGAAUGUGGGUGUUGGACCCGUCGGAGCUGAGUUCUGUUCUUGGCCGGAGUUGGCAAUUUCUACUCCUGGAAAUGGACUAAAGUGAAAUAAAAAUCUGUGUCUAUUGGGUCUCCUUAUAAUUCUCUACUCUUUUUGGUUUGUAAUGGAGAAUGUUGUGUUUUAGAGCUCUAGGGUUUUUAAUGAUAGUGUUGAGGGCUUGAGACUAAUUUAGAUUCACCAAUUAAAUGGCCUUUCUAUAUAUCCAACAACUGCUGCCUAAAUUCAAGUAAAUUUUAUUUUGGUUC